GGGUACAUGGAUGGAAAGGAGCUGCAGAACUUCAUCCAGGAGCUGCAGCAGGCGCGGAAGAAGGCAGGCUUGGAUUUAACACCUGAAAUGAAAGCUUUUGUGGACCAAUAUGGGAAGACUACUGAUGGAAAAAUAGGAAUAGUUGAGCUUGCUCAGAUAUUACCGACAGAAGAAAAUUUCCUGUUGUUCUUUAGGUGCCAGCAGCUAAAGUCAAGCGAAGAUUUCAUGCAGACAUGGAGAAAAUAUGACAGUGACCACAGUGGCUUCAUUGACUCUGAGGAACUUAAGAGCUUCUUGAAAGAUUUAUUACAGAAAGCAAAUAAGCAGAUUGAAGACUCAAAGCUAACAGAAUACACAGAAAUAAUGCUCAGAAUGUUCGAUGCAAACAACGAUGGAAAGCUGGAGCUUACUGAACUGGCCAGGCUACUCCCAGUACAGGAAAACUUUCUCAUUAAAUUUCAGGGUGUCAAAAUGUGUGCAAAAGAAUUCAAUAAAGCCUUUGAGAUGUAUGAUCAAGAUGGCAACGGCUAUAUAGAUGAACAUGAACUUGAUGCUCUCCUGAAGGAUCUGUGUGAAAAGAACAAAAAGGAAUUAGACAUUAACAACCUUGCAACGUACAAGAAAAGCAUCAUGGCCUUGUCUGAUGGAGGAAAGCUUUACCGAGCAGAACUGGCUCUUAUUCUCUGUGCUGAGGAAAAUUAGACCUCUUCUAUCAUGUCCACUUAACUAGUGAUGUACUCUAUCUACACAAUAACUGUGCACUAUAAAGGAGUAGGCUGUAUUUUUAAAUUGCAUAUAGAAAAUUAGCCAGGAUGUGUGGCACAUUCCUUUCUGUUUGUUUCUAUACUGUUUGUAAUGUACAGUUUUUGUAACUAUAAGAUUGAUAAAGAGAAUGUCUAUGUUUGGGCCAGUCUGUAUAUUCAAUAAGAAACUAAAACAUGUUGGGGUUGGUUUUUGUUUCUUUUUUUUUUUUGCUGUCAUAAAAACAGCUGGAAAAAAAUUAAACCUGCUGACACUGCUGUGGUCAUCAUAUCCUUUGACACCUGCAACAUUUCUUCUUCUUGAUCUCUGUAACAGAAAGUCUGAAGAUCCUUCUCUCAGUUAUAACUAAAUACGGGUUUUUAAAUGCAGAAAUGUGGGAAACAAAAAAGGAUUCGUAUUGCAGCAGGAAAGAGGAAUAUCUGUUCACCAAAAUUUGCCAAGGGAUUGAGAAAUAUUUUCAGUUGACAAACCACUCACUUACAGGUCUGUGCUCUCCGCAGUUUUCAGUCACUCUUCUCAUUACAAACUCAUAGCAUAUAGACAAAACAUUUACAAGCAGCAGAAAUCUGGGAUAGCUCUCCAUGGGGUAGUUGACAAAAAUAUAGUGUUUUCAAUCUAAUCAUUUAACUUUAUUGAAUUUAAACAUAGGCACUUCAGAAAUAAAAGCCUUUAAUCUGUCUUGGAAUCCUGGCUAAAUGACAGGCAGUAGAGUUAAUACACAGAUUAGCACAUGCUAUGAUAAGUGUACCUUUCAUGACUAUUGCUGUGUCAGAGAAUAUGACAAUCCAUUUUCUAAACUAUUUUCACAUUUUGCAGGUUAUAAUUAUUCUAGUAAAUUGCUGUUUUUACAUCAUAUUCUGUGUAAUCUGUAAUUAAAUUUAAUAUCCUAAGACUGUUCGUGUCUAGUUUGUUUAUCUCCCGCAUUCUUUUUCUGUACCAUUCAGAUGACAAAACAACUGUUUUAAAAAAAUGUGCCUCCUUGGAUCUUACCUUCAAUGUCUAAUCUAUAAUAGUACAAAAAUCUAACACCAAAAGAAACAAAAAACCUACUACGGAUUUUAUACCAAAUUUAGUUUACAUGGUGGGCUCUGCCUUUUAUUAUGCUAGGGAGGUAUUUUUUAAAUGGGAAUUACAGUAUGGAAACAGCUCUGUCUUCUUCCGUCCAUAUUUUUUGGCCUGGCUCUUGUUUUCACUUUACGCCAGUUUUAUGCCAGUGCAAUUCUAUUAAGUGUCCAGGAAUACUGGUGUAAGAAGGACAUCAUGCUGUGUCUUAAGUCAAUAAACAUAAGCUGCCUCCAUAGACAACUGUACUUCAGAAGCCGUUCCAGGUUAGUAGAUUAGCUAUAUACAACUUCUCGAAUGCAUCACUGUAUCUUAUUUAACAAGCAGAAAGAAGCAGGUGCAUUUUAUUUGAAACAAGAGGACUCAAAACAGUGAAGCUUGGAUCCGCCAAGGUCAUUCUGUCACUUGACUCCCACUGAAGUUCAUCCUCUAACUCAGGCCAAACUCUGACAACUAAAAUACCCUUCGAGGAGCAGGGCCUGACGGGAAAGUCAGGGAGUGGGUGGGGGCAGGACAGGCGCAUUGGCAGGGGGAAAAGCCGCAAAAAAUUGAAGUAAGAUUAAGCUGGGUCACUUUCACUGCUUUGCUCCCACUCCAUGCGCAGCGAUUUAACUUCUCACCUGCUUGUUCUCCUUUUUUCUCUAUGCAAUGUGGAAUAUAAUUGUGUAUGUUAAGUGAAGGAUUAUCUGCCUAUCAGUACAAUAAAUGAUUGCUACCAUUCAUACUGUGCACUUGAAAUCAUGGAUUUUGCCUUAUUUUAACAUUUAAAAAGUGUAACGGUAAAAAAAAAAACCCAAAACCUUGUACUGUAAUAGAUACGAUGUAAAGUAACUGUCUGCUAAAAUCACUACAGUGAAAGAUGAAGUGGUUAAAGUAUUUUGACAAAGAAUCAUCACAAAAAUUGGAAUCUGUCUUCCUGAACACGAGUGAAGUUACCUGUCAAAGAUUUGUUCACCCUUCUACUAUUGCUGUGGCUGAUCAGCUGUCCCCUGGUACUGAACACAAUACAUAAAGCAGUCUGCAAGCACAUCCACGUGGAAUGUUUCUUGUAAUCAUUUCUCAUAAGUAUAACUUUGGAUUAAAAGACAGCAAUGUAACAAGACAGUUCUAGCAAAGGUGCGUGUUACAUCUGUGCAACACAAAGUAUAGCAAAUAUGGUUAAGUCAAAACUGUUGUAGAAACAUAUUUAAAAUCUCUAAAACACACCUGGACAGAGCUCCUCAUGCCAGGGUCACAGCAGAACGAGAUUUAGGGCAAUGAGAGAACUGACGGUAGGGAACGCUGCAAGCUCCUUUCUUGUGGUAGACAUUUGGUGGGGAAAAAAAAAAAAAAAGGAGGGAGGGAGGGGGAGAGGGAGAGGGAAGAGAGAGAGAAGUAGCAGCAUGCAAAAUGUUAAUUAAGUGCGGUAGUGCAGGUAUGCUGUGUUUCUGCUAAACAGAGAAGUUGAUUUUCAGGUAGUUAUGUCAGAUCUACUUUACUCAAGUUGUUAUCUAUCUCACUGUCUGAAAAUCUGUAUUUUAUUAAAAUAUAACACAGCUAAUAAAGACUCACACACACCGUUUUACCAACUACAAGAAAGUCUGCUAUGCAAAAUUUUAUCCUGUUUUAGUUUAAAUGCAUAUGAUGUAUUUUAGAAAGAUGGUUCGUACAGCUGAAAACUUACCACGAUGUUUGCUCCCCAGCUCAAAUAAGGAUACCAUUUUCUAUUAAUUGUAAGGUACAAAGCACCAAAAUUUUACUAUUCCUCAAGGGGGAAAAAAUCCAGCAACUAUUAGGCCAUUUAAAAGCCUUUGACAUUAUAAAUGCAGCAUUAUUUGCUGACAAACAUAAAAACUUAAUUUAAUCACAGAAAGUUAGGCAUCGUGACUGCCUGCUUCAAACUUUUGCCUGUAACACAGGCCAUUAGUGUAGCUCAUAGGUCUCACCACACCAGGGGCCAUGAACACCACCACACAACUGAAAUUUGUGAUGUGAACCACCAGCCAUGGUGGAGAAUACCUGAUUUCUGAUACUGAUUUUUUCACUGAUGAUUUAAUCGAGAUUGAGCAUUGGGCUUGAAGGGCGUGCUUUGGCACUCAUUCCCUGUGGCACCGAAGCCCUCACUGUUCCAGUCUGAACAUUUCAUGCUCGUACCAGUGUGCUAUUUACAAAUCCAUCAAAGAUGCACCUUUGAAAACAUUACCCAGGCAAGCUUAAGAAAUUUCUAGAUAGCAUAUCUAUACUGGGCAAGUGUCAGGCACAGAUCGGUAUAGGCUGAAAGCUGGCACUGCUUCUUCAUAAGAGGAACCUAGUCUCACAAAAUAUGGACACACUGCUGCUGAAAUUGCAUUUCAGCUAGGAUUAAGUGUUUAUGUCAUUAGGCCACGUUAGCUUUUUCUGAUUAACUUCUUUUUGGCAUCUUGUGCAUUUAUACUAAGCCCUCAUCAUAAUCAUUUCAUUACUGAAGCCUACUGAAAUUCACCUCUACAAGGAGGCUCAGAAUGCGUAUUUAGGCACCUAAAUACAUGUAGCCUGAUUUUCUAAAGUGCCGAGCACCUCCAGAUCCCUCUGAAAUCAACUGAAGUUGUUCUGCACCAAUUAAAAGCAGGCCAAUGCACUAAAAUCCCAAGGAUCAAGGACUUUAUUUUACUGAACACUAAAUUAUCGGACGAAAGACUUGGGUUUUAUGUCUACAUAAAAGUGGGGUUAUACGUCACAGCCCAUUGUUUGGUUAAGUAACCAUGUGAUAAAAUUUCACAGCAGAGAAGACAAAUUUCAAAAGGGAAAGCCACCUCUAACCAAAAACAUAAUAGUAACUGCAGCACAAUACGCACCACAGAAUUAGACCAGGUGACAAAUUUCCUUGCAUUUCAGUGUAUUUUAUUCAUGUGAGUACUAUCAGCAUGUGGAAAAAAGUAAAGAAAAACAGGCAUUCAUGUGCCAAUGAACUUGGAAACCAGUACAGGCAGACAGGAACCUAUAGAUGUCUCAUAUAGUGUUUUCUUGUGCUUGUAAAGCAGAUUCUCAGUUUGGUAAAUAAUAUUAUUGACAAUAACUGAAUUGUUUAAGAGAAGGAAAUUCCCAGAAGUAAGGAGCCAAAGACUGACUGCAGUUCUUAUAUCACAGUAAAGAGAUAAUACAAUCAAUCUCUUUUCAUUAGCAACCUCAAAUGAUUUUCAUAAAUUGUUUAUAAACCUCUGCUAUGAUACAGCAGCACUUUUACAGCACAGAUUAAAUACAGCUGAUUAUAACAGGUCCAGAGACAGUAAAUCAGCAACUGAAACAACAAGGGUAAUUUCAAGAUGUAAUCAAGCAGACAUACACUUUUCACUGGAAAACAGACAAGGAAUAGUCCUUUGCAACACUAUCUUCAGACUGAGCUCACGGGAGCGGUAAUGCCUUUGACUGACAGGUCGUGCAAGUGUCAUUUCAGAAAAGAUUUGGAUUCCAGAAAAGUUUUCCUUAGCAUCCACAGAAAUUAAACUGACUCUGCAACCCCACUGGCUCUCUUCAUGAUCUCCAGGGUAUAUCAUCAUCUUUUCUAAUCCAUUCCUUCACUUUCCUGCCUCUCCAUCCUCAGCUCCAUAAAAUUCUCAUGCUGCACAGCAAUACUCGUUUCCCACUCCUUUUUAUAAUCUGGCUGAUGGGCAGCUUGAGGUAGGGUUAGGGAUGUAGUAGUCCCAAGGGAAAUAUAUGGUGCCAGUAUGUAAAUACAUGGUGACAGUGUGUCAAAUGGAGAUACUAAAUAAAGUGGCUGUGAUCUCUAUGCUCUAUGACAGAAAUGUGAUGAGUAUGUGCAAUACAUGACUGCUGAGGAGGUUCAUAGAUUAGGCAUCUCUCAGGAUUUAGGGGGAUUUUAUGCCUCUUUCUGGACUUUGCUGCCUGGACAGACUCUUCCUCCUGGGCACCUAAGAACAGUCACGCUAGACACUGCCUGGGCCAGGUAGUCACUCUAAAGGUACUUUUAGUGUCAUUUUCUUGAGGCUCACAUGUCAAGCGAUGCUUCUCUAGUAACAAAUAAACUGUGUUUAGGUAAAACAAACUUGAGAUGUCCAAGAUUCACCUCUUCAUAGCAAUGUUCCUCUCCUUUCCUGUCUCUAACAGAUCUAACAUCUUCUUUAAUGGAAGGAAAUGAGUCAAAGACUGACUACACUCUCUACUCCUGCAGUAGUGUAAGGUUAGAGCAGAGCUAAGUUUUUUCACUUAAUCACGUAUCAGGAAAUAUUUUAUAAACAAUCCAGUAACAUGUAACUCCUUAUACGCCAUUUUUAAAACCUGCAUCAACACAUUGUGUACAUCUUGGCAACACAGAAUUUUCUGGAUCCAAAAGUAAGCACUGACUUCUUUAGCCUGAAAUGAAAGUCACUGGCAUAGGGAGGAUAGAAACGUUAUUAUAAAUGACCAUUACAAUUUAAAAUGGGCUUUUUGGUUCUGUCACUGAAUAACGUAUGCUUUAAAAAUGUUUUCUUAUCAAUUUACAGUUAAUAAUUCACUUUGUUACAGAUAAUAAACAUGCAGAGAAAGAUACUCUGGAAACAAUGUUCUAUCAAACUUAUGCUGAUAUAGUCCAUCCUUUCAGCAGAACGUUAGCUUACUUCAACAUUGCGCUAAGGCCAUCAAGUGAUUUCAAAGUCAGAUGCUGGUGUAUGUUAGUACAGCUUGAAGUGUGAGUACAGGGACUAAACAAUUGCCAUCAGUUGAAAGACGACACCUUUGAACCGCUUUUAUAUUCCUAAUUUUUAAAUCGCUGUGUAUCAAUCUGAAAGCACAUACAAGCAUGGACACAGGCUGCAUGCAUGGAUGGAUAGAGUUUGGGAUAAAAUAGAAUUUGAAAAAAAUGGCAUGGAUUUCAGAUUGUAAAGGCCAGAGCUAAAUCUCUUUGGAGAAUUCCAUCUGCUGAUUGAAGAGAGGAACAACAGGCAGCCCCCACGAAUCUGGAAAAUCUAAUAAUCCCAAAAGAGGGACAACAAUAAACAUGCAUUUUUUUAAAGUGAUCUGCUUAUAACUAGGUUGACCCAUUUUACUUGGGAAGAAUGAACUUAGUAGACUCAGAAGUAACGCCACUUUAGAGCUUCUUUAGUACCGACCUGUGAAUGCUAAUGGAACCCAGGCUUCCACAGACCUCUGCUAGUGAGUUUUCAAUGCUUUCCAUCCCAAAUUACAAACGUCCCUUACUACUCUAAGUAAGCCUUUCUUAUGCAGACACUCUCCUAGUCACAUACACAUUAAUAGUAAAUUAGGUUUUAGUUUCUCACUUUCCAGAACUUUAACUUAAUCUAUGAUGAAGAAAGAUCUACUCAGUAAGGCAAGCUUUGUCUCUAGAUACCAUUUUUAAAGUUCAACAGAAGAUAAUUAACAGACUGAAAAUGUCAGUAAAAGCUGAGACUGAGAUGCUUCUAUAUCUCUAAACUUUGUAUGUGAAAAAUACUGCAUUAGAGCUUACAUUCUAUCUCACUAAAUACAGUUCUGUUGACAACCUGAAAGUUACUUGCAAAUUUAGGGAUUAUAACUGAACUGCAAA
Messenger RNA from Struthio camelus australis, 7324 nucleotides. The record is from RefSeq and is a predicted model, not a curated record. Lineage: Eukaryota; Metazoa; Chordata; Aves; Struthioniformes; Struthionidae.